UCUCUCUCUCUCUCUCUCUCUCUCUCUCUCUGUCUCAGAGAAUUCGACCCACUGAACAGUGAGCACCGAUGACUUCCAUGGCUACUCGGAUCUCUCACUGAAGCCUUUAUAGAUUCCCCGUGCUGAGCUUCUCAUCCGUACCUACCAUGUCGGCCUUGUCGAGAGGCCUCAUUUCUCGCAUCCGGAUGCUCUCAAUGAGCUCCAAGACGACGCCGUCGUCCUACCCGACGCUGCCACCGUUCUCCGACUACUUGCUCAGGAGGUUCAGCGCAGUGCCCGCCAUAGAUGAGAGCGAGCUCGGGACCAGGGUCAUAGAGGCGACGCCGCGUGUGAUGACCCCGAACUCGAAGCGCACCGGUCUUAUUGCCGUCAAGUGUGGGAUGACCGCUCUGUGGGAUAAGUGGGGCGCUAGGAUUCCGAUAUCCAUACUCUGGGUCGACGACAACAUUGUCUCGCAAGUCAAGACCGUCGAGAAGGAAGGAAUCUUCGCUCUGCAGAUUGGUUGUGGGCAGAAGAAGGAGAAACAUUUGACUAAACCCGAAGUUGGUCAUUUUAGAGCUCAAGGAGUUCCGAUGAAGAGGAAACUAAAGGAGUUUCCUGUGACGGAGGACGCACUCAUUCCCGUCGGCAUGUCGCUCGGUGUGCGACAUUUUGUUCCUGGACAGUACGUGGAUGUCACGGGAAUAACGAGAGGGAAAGGAUUUCAGGGCGUGAUGAAAAGAUGGGGAUUUAAAGGACAAUCAGCAUCACAUGGUACAUCGGUAACGCAUCGACAUCGUGGUUCUACUGGGGCUCAGGGUCAGGGGAAGGUAAUCAAAGGGCUGAAGAUGGCCGGUCGAAUGGGAGGAAAGCAGCGAACUGUUAAAAACGUAUGGGUCUAUAAGAUCGAUCCUGCAAGGAACUUGAUGUGGGUGAAAGGCCAAGUUCCCGGGGCAGAAGGAAACUUUGUUUUCAUAAAAGAUGCUGUUUACAAGAAACCGGAUUUCUCUCUGCUUCCAUUCCCGACAUACUUCGCUGCUGAAGAUGAAGAUGAAGUGGACAUAAAACCAAUAGUCGCUGAUCUUGGAGAUGUAGAUCCGUUUAUGUUGGCAGAAUAAUCUCUGACUUGAAUUCCAUGCCAUGCCCUUUUAAGUGAUGGGCUCGUAUUUUUGUCAGCGUAGACACCCGUAGAUGAAGCCCCGCUGAGUUAGGUUCCAAACAUAGAGUGUGUGCUGGGUGUUGUGAUUGUAGAAUCAAUGGCGUCUUUCACUUCUCUGUUGCUCGAGAACUGCAGCUUUCGGAAAUGUAAUUUUGUGGGCUGAGAUGAUUAGGUUCCUGGAUUUUGAGUCACAUUUGAUUCAGUUUGAUUCGAAAUAAAAGUACAAAAAAAGAAACAUACACAGGGCUUGUGUUGUGUUCGGUACU
Messenger RNA from Punica granatum (pomegranate), 1404 nucleotides. The record is from RefSeq and is a predicted model, not a curated record. NCBI's taxonomy places the organism in Eukaryota, Viridiplantae, Streptophyta, Magnoliopsida, Myrtales, Lythraceae.